AUGGACUCCACUAUUGCCAACGUCAAUGGAAGGUUAUUGCAUUAUACUGAACCCACAAUAGUCUAUAGCUCUGAACGUGAGGUGGCAGCUACACAUCACCUUGGCAAGGUUUUAGGUAUUCAUAGAGAUACUAAUGAUGGUUUGGAUGCUGAACAUAUUCGGAGGCAGAUUGAUAUGAAAUAUAUAGAAGGAAUGGAUGUCAUAGCAUGUGAUGUUAGAAAUCCUGAUCACAUAGAUGUGGAAUUUGAAUCAAUUGGAGGAUUGGAAUCUAUCAAGCAAGCUUUGUAUGAACUGUAUCGUACUACAGAUCAUGAGGCAUUAACCACUAUGAAGACUGAGUUCAUAGCAUUAUGGGAUGGGUUUACUACAGAUCAGAACGCACAAGAGAUGUUACUUGCUGCAACCAACUGACCUUAAGAACUCGAUGAAGCAAUCCUCCGGAGGCUUCCUCAGGCCUUUGAAAUUGGGAUACCUGAUCAAAGAGAGAGGGCUGAGAUCUUGAAGGUUGUUUUGAAAGGGGAGAAAAUCAAAAGCAAAAUUGACUUUGACUGUAUAGCAAUUUUGUGUAAGGGCUACACUGGUUCAGAUCUUCUUGAACCUUGCAAGAAAGUAGCUUAUUUUCCUAUUAGGGACCUAUUGGAUGAGGUGAACAAAGGGGAAAAAUCUAGUGAUCCAAUGCCAUUGUCCCAGUCAGACUUGCAGAGAGUUCAUGGCACACCAACCAAGACUAGGUCAAGCUCUCAUUCACCUGGGUGGCCAAGGCAGUCAGAUGACUAUCAGGUUGAAUCCACAACUAAUGAACUCUCUAAACUCGUAGUAUCUCAAAUCUUGAAUCUUCAGUUGGAUAAUCAGGACCCUUGAAAUAUUCAUCUGUUUUUUUCUUAAUAUGAGGCCAAGAGAAAUUGUAUUUUAAAUUAUUUUAAUUUUUUUUCCAAUUCUGAAAUGUUCUAAGUAGAAUAUGUUGUUUUUAGGCGACUCAGAAUUGUAGAUUUAUUGUAGCA
Molecule: messenger RNA, 1001 nt
Organism: Populus trichocarpa (black cottonwood)
Lineage: Eukaryota; Viridiplantae; Streptophyta; Magnoliopsida; Malpighiales; Salicaceae
Exons: 5
Cellular component (GO): mitochondrial outer membrane
Source: RefSeq, a predicted model, not a curated record